Messenger RNA from Guyanagaster necrorhizus, 2079 nucleotides. RefSeq lists its product as uncharacterized. Bases 70 to 1962 code for a protein of 630 amino acids. Lineage: Eukaryota; Fungi; Basidiomycota; Agaricomycetes; Agaricales; Physalacriaceae. Gene Ontology annotation, cellular component: cortical actin cytoskeleton; site of polarized growth; actin filament. The transcript is spliced from 7 exons. Gene Ontology annotation, molecular function: actin filament binding. Gene Ontology annotation, biological process: regulation of actin filament polymerization. The record is from RefSeq and is a predicted model, not a curated record.
CACCGCCCCUUCCGACAUCAUCCAUCACCAUCGUCAUCUUGCAGCAGCCCUUCGAGCACGGCGACGGGGAUGUCGCUGCAAAUCAAUCUAUCGAGCACAGCGCUCAAGACUGCCUAUCUCGACGUACUCAAUGGUCCUAACAAAGACUGGGUAAUCUACACUUACGAGGCGGGGUCGAAUGACCUCAAGGUGCAGGCCACAGGCGAUGGUGGACUUGAGGAGCUCGAGGAAGAGUUCAUCGACGGGAGAAUACAGUAUGCCUUUGCCCGGGUCAUAGAUCCCAAUAGCAACCUUCCCAAGUACGUUCAGAUAAAUUGGUGUGGCGACGGGGUCCCAGAAGCGAAGAAAGGGCUUUUUCAUACCCACUCAAGUGCUGUUGGGCGGCAAUUGCUCCAUGGGGCUCAUGUCGUGCUCAGCGCUCGCAAUGAGGAAGACGUGACUCCAGAACUCAUCAUGAAACGCGUCGAGGCCGCUUCGGGUGCAAGAUAUACUGCUCAGAAGGAAGCCCCUAGAAAGUACGAGCCGAUAGCGCCGGUGGGAUCCAGCUAUACCCCGGUAGGAAAGAUCGAUAUUGCUGCGCUCAAGGCAACGAAACCAUCUCCGUCGCCUUCUGCUGCUCCUUCAAGGCCAUCUCUUCCCACUGCUAGUAGACCGGUAUUUGGCGCGCCGAAGCCCCCAACAGCUUCUGCAGCAUCACUUUACGGACGUACAGCAACGGCAAGCAAAGGACCAGCACCAGUUGACGCGUGGCCUGAAGAAAGCCCUGCUGCAGCAUCACUACCGCCACCGCCACCGCCAGCAGCGUCGCGUCCACCGGUCCUGCCAACAGCACCGCGUCCGACACCCUCCACAGCUUCCGUUCCAGUUUCAACAACACCCACCAAACCCACUGCUGAUGAUCUUAUCGCUCCCGUUGGGACGGCUUAUACACCAGUCUCUCUACCUGCGCCGAAGAAGCUCAAAAACCCAUUCGAACGCCGGUUCCAGGAAGAACCACAGAGGGUGACGCCAGUGAAGAAGGGAUUGACGUGGUCGGAGAGACAGGCGCUCGCCAAGAAGCAGAGCGAGCAGGAAGAGUCUAGGAGUUUGGCUGCUCAAGCUAGUGUGCGCACUCCCUCACCAGCCAGGAGGUUUGGUGCGGGUACUGCUACCGCUGUAGGAAGCGCUGCUAUUGGUUUUGGUGCUACUGCUGUCGUCAUCGCCCAUGAACCUGAACCUGAAGUCGAGUUCGAGCCGGAAGCAGCACCGGCACCUCCCCCGCCUCCUCCUCCGCCGCCACCACCACCACCACCACUUGUGGCAGCAGUUUUGGAAGAAGAGGAAGAGGAAGCCCCGCCUCCACCUCCUCCACCGCCGCCUCCACCGCCACCGCCACCACCGCCGGUGGUACCUACUCAAAGCUUUGAGGAAGCAGCACCGCCUCCGCCUCCGCCUCCGCCUCCGCCUCCGCCUCCGCCCCCACCAGUCGCCCAAAUGCAAAUUCUUGCUGUAUCCGAACCGGAGCCUGAACCUGAACCUGAAGCAGCUCCCGCUCAAGGUCAAGGUAUUUGCGCUAUCGUGCUAUACGAGUACGAGGCCACUGAGGACAAUGAAAUGACUCUCGUCGAGGGAGAGCUCAUCGAACAGAUCGAACAGCUCGACGAAGGCUGGUGGAGCGGUAUUGGACCCAGAGGCGAGACAGGGAUGUUCCCCGCAAAUUACGUCCAGAUCGUUGAACAGGAAGCUGCACCUGUUGCUUCACCCUCUCCGCCUCCGCCUCCGCCUCCGCCUCCUCCUCCCGCGCCGGAUGUCACGGCCAUUGCAUUGUAUGACUAUGAUGCCGCCGAGGACAAUGAGCUGACAUUCAAGGAAGGCGAUAGGAUCACAGAGAUCGUGCCCGCGUCGGAAGACUGGUGGAACGGGAAGGGACCUGGAGGUGAGGUUGGGCUGUUCCCGGCGAAUUAUGUUAAGGUGCAGGAGUGAGGGCGGAAUUUCACCGUUCUCACGAGAAUGUAAUAUGAAAGGUAGAGUAGUUCAAUUUGUAUGGAUAAUCAUUUUCGGGUAUUCAAAGGUUUACACCUGUCGCUCGAGGCUCAAGGC